Messenger RNA from Vespula pensylvanica (western yellowjacket), 1967 nucleotides. Its product is annotated as dihydrolipoyl dehydrogenase, mitochondrial. Gene Ontology annotation, molecular function: dihydrolipoyl dehydrogenase (NADH) activity; flavin adenine dinucleotide binding. The coding region runs from base 118 to 1641 and encodes 507 amino acids. The transcript is spliced from 7 exons. NCBI's taxonomy places the organism in Eukaryota, Metazoa, Arthropoda, Insecta, Hymenoptera, Vespidae. Gene Ontology annotation, cellular component: mitochondrion; oxoglutarate dehydrogenase complex. The record is from RefSeq and is a predicted model, not a curated record.
UCGAGUUAUCGCAUAAUAUAUUGUGAUAACCGGCGGCCUUCAGUUUGCACUAUUGAGGACUUUGCUGAUCUUUUUUGACCCGUGUACUCUAGUUUAAGACAUAUUAUAAAAGACAUCAUGCAAGGCAGCUUUUGGAGUUUAGUGACCACUUCCAUCAGGCCAACAUGCGCGAAGCGCAUUAUACCAGGCUUGACAGCCGCCCAGCAAAGAAGAUACGCCAGUGCAAUAGACGUCGACGUAGUCGUUAUAGGUGCAGGUCCUGGAGGAUAUGUAGCAGCGAUCAGAUCUGCACAACUGGGUAUGAAAACUGUCUGUGUUGAGAAAAAUCCUACAUUGGGUGGUACUUGUUUAAAUAUCGGAUGUAUUCCGUCGAAAUCUCUUUUAAAUAAUUCCUAUUAUUAUCAUAUGGCAAAUAGUGGAAAUUUACAAAAGCGAGGUGUAGAAGUUCAAAAUGUUCGACUUAACUUGGACAAACUAAUGGAACAAAAACGAAAUGUAGUAGCGUCAUUGACUAGUGGUAUAGCUGGGUUAUUUAAAAAGAAUAAAAUUGAAUGGGUUAAGGGUCAUGCAAAAAUUACUGGAAAAAACCAAGUCAACGUUCUUCAACCGGACGGAUCUGUGGGAGCCACUAUCAAUGCUAAAAAUAUUAUAAUAGCUACUGGUAGCGAAGUAACGCCAUUCCCAGGUAUCGAUAUCGACGAGAAACAAAUUAUCUCUUCUACGGGUGCAUUAUCGUUGACCGAAGUUCCAAAGAGAUUGAUAGUUAUCGGUGCUGGAGUCAUUGGUUUGGAAUUAGGCUCGGUGUGGCAAAGAUUAGGCUCUCAGGUAACCGCGGUCGAAUUUACACCUACCAUUGGUGGUCUAGGAAUAGACGCCGAGGUUAGUCAAGCUUUACAAAAGAUCCUAGCGAAGCAAGGUGUAGCAUUUAAACUAGGUACUAAAGUAACCACUGCCAAAAAAGUAGGAAACGAAAUAAAAGUUUCCGUAGAAAAUGUAAAGGAUCCUAGCAAAAAGGAGGAAUUAGGAUGUGAAGUUUUGUUAGUUUGUGUUGGUAGAAGACCGUAUACCGAGAAUUUAGGUUUAGAAGAAAUGGGUAUUGAAAGAGAUGAAAAGGGAAGGAUUCCUGUUAAUAAUAGGUUUCAAACGGUAAUACCUACAAUCUAUGCUAUCGGAGAUUGUAUUCACGGUCCGAUGUUGGCGCAUAAGGCCGAAGACGAAGGAAUAAUAACUGCGGAAGGCAUAACAGGAGCACCGGUACAUAUAGAUUACAAUUGCGUACCUAGCGUUAUAUACACUCAUCCCGAAGUAGGGUGGGUUGGGAAAACCGAAGAAGAUUUAAAAAAAGAAGGGAUCGAUUACAAGGUCGGCAAGUUUCCGUUCCUUGCGAAUUCCCGAGCGAAAACGAAUCUCGAAGCCGAGGGUUUUGUUAAAUGUUUGGCUGAUACCAAAACGGAUAAAAUUCUUGGAGUACAUAUAAUAGGUCCUGUGGCUGGAGAACUUAUUAACGAAGCUGUCCUUGCAAUAGAAUAUGGAGCGAGUGCCGAAGACGUAUCCAGAGCUUGUCACGCUCAUCCUACAUGCUCGGAAGCACUUAGAGAAGCCCAUACAGCAGCUGCAUUUGGAAAACCAAUUAACUUCUAAAAAAAAAAACAUUUAAAAACUCACGAAAGUAAUGAAUUUCAUCACGUCGUAGCUUCGAUCUAGUCUACGUAUCAACCUUGUGUGUCGAUCUACACAAUGAGUAUUACUCGUCAUCGCUUAUUUAUGUAAAGGUUAUAAUUGUAAAUAAAAAUUUUAAGCGUUUAUUUUAAGAUAACAACUUUGAUAUUAGCUUUUUCUCUGCCUUACUUAUUGUACGGAUCAAAAAUCAUUUUUUGGAGAUAUACCCAGUAGAUUGUCAUAGUUACACGUCCUUGUAUUUCGAUACAAAAAAAAUGUACAUUUAAAUAAAUAUGAACACUCGAAAA